Messenger RNA from Aquila chrysaetos chrysaetos, 1415 nucleotides. It is a transcript of the gene ACOT8, whose product is annotated as acyl-CoA thioesterase 8. NCBI's taxonomy places the organism in Eukaryota, Metazoa, Chordata, Aves, Accipitriformes, Accipitridae. Gene Ontology annotation, biological process: acyl-CoA metabolic process; fatty acid catabolic process. Gene Ontology annotation, cellular component: peroxisomal matrix. The annotation marks the transcript as partial. Gene Ontology annotation, molecular function: fatty acyl-CoA hydrolase activity. The transcript is spliced from 6 exons. The record is from RefSeq and is a predicted model, not a curated record.
AGAGGCGUCCUCACCCGAUUGCCGGGAAGCGAGCCAACCGGCCCAGGGUUUUCCGCCACCGCCCGCGUGACUGGCGGCUCGGCGGCCCAAUCAGCUGGCCUUCCCCGCCCCGCGGGUGGGCGGUACUUCGCACGCUGUCAGUGGCGCCGGUUCUGGGUCGCAGAGGAGAUGGCGGCUGCGGGCGACGGCGGGGGACCGGGGCCGGGGCCGGGGCCGGGGCGGCCGCCGCCCGGGGACCUGCGGAGCGUGCUGAUCACCAGCGUGCUGAACCUGGAGCGGCUGGAGCUCGACCUCUUCAGGGGCCGGCACCACUGGGUGCCCGCUACGCAGCGCCUCUUCGGCGGGCAGAUCGUGGGGCAGGCCCUGGUGGCGGCCGCCCGGGCCGUUAGCCGCGACGAGCAGGUCCACUCGCUGCACUGCUACUUCGUGCGGGCAGGAGACCCCAAGGUGCCGGUGCUGUACGAGGUGGAGCGGACCCGUACGGGGAAGAGCUUCUCUGUCCGUUCUGUAAAGGCCAUCCAGCACGGAAAGCCAAUCUUUACCUGCCAGGCCUCCUUCCAGCUCUCCCAGGGGAGCCCAGUGCAGCACCAGUUCACCAUGCCUACCGUCCCACCCCCUGAGGAGCUGCUGACGCAAGAGGAGCUUAUCCAGAAGUUUCUUCAGAAUCCUAACUUGGCGGAGAGAUACAGAAAGCAUCUCAACAAGAUUCAAGCCGAAGAUGUGCCGAUUGAUAUCAAACCCGUGAACCCACCAGAUAUAUUCUGCUUGGAGCCACAGGAGCCAAAGCAGCUCUUCUGGGUGCGAGCACGAGGCUACAUAGGAGAGACUGACAUGAAGGUGCACUGCUGCGUGGCCGCCUACAUCUCCGACUAUGCCUUCCUGGGCACGGCUCUGCUCCCGCACCGGCAGUACCACAUCAAGUUCCUGGUGUCCCUCGACCAUUCCAUGUGGUUCCAUGCGCCCUUCCGAGCAGACCACUGGAUGCUGUAUGAGUGCGAGAGCCCCUGGGCCGGCGGGUGCCGGGGACUCGUGCAGGGACGGCUGUGGCGCCGGGAUGGGGUCCUGGCUGUCACCUGCGCGCAGGAGGGAGUCAUCAGGGUGGAGCAAAAGCCAAACCAGAGCAAGCUCUAGCUGAGGAACCCCCGCGGGCUGGGGCUCGGGCAUGCCGAGGAGGGACCCCAGGACCAUAACAGAUGCGGGCAAAGCAGGACCUGGGCGGCAGCGGGAAGAAGCGUCGAAGGAGACAGGGCUGGAUCCAGCACUGCGGGGAGUGCUGGUGCCAGAGGCCCUCUGUGGCGAAUGGGGACCCACAGAGGCGUCCGCUGCGACUGACUGCCAGCUGCACAGCACAUAACCUAACACACGACGAUCAGGCACCCUUCACCUGCCUUAAAUAAAGCCGUCAGGUGAACAGC